AUGGCCAUGGAUCAGAGGCUGUUCGUGGGGCUCGAUGCCGGCACUUUCCAACCCAAGGCCUCGGCGCUGUCGGAGCUGCGCUUGGCGAAGGAGGGCCUGGACUUCCGGCGCCGGGACCUCGAGGACGGCCGGAAGCGGCUGCGCGCCACGCAGCGGCGCCUCGCCGCUGCCUGCGAGGCCUUUCGGGCCGAGCGUGCUGGGCUUCAGGCAGAGCUCCGGGCCCUCGGCCAAAGCGGGGAGCAGCUGGGUCAAAGCUUGGCUUCUCAACAGGUGCUGCUGCAGCAGCAGGCCGAGUCGUUGGACCACGAGCGCCUGACUGUCGACGUCCUGAAGGAUGAGGUGCGGCGGAUGCGGGAGGAACAGCAGAAGUC
This is a messenger RNA of Symbiodinium sp. CCMP2456, 371 nucleotides long. Lineage: Eukaryota; Dinophyceae; Suessiales; Symbiodiniaceae. The record is from the annotation of a GenBank genome assembly.